This is a messenger RNA of Ricinus communis (castor bean), 2114 nucleotides long. Its product is annotated as UDP-arabinose 4-epimerase 1. The record is from RefSeq and is a predicted model, not a curated record. Bases 598 to 1851 code for a protein of 417 amino acids. Gene Ontology annotation, molecular function: UDP-glucose 4-epimerase activity. The transcript is spliced from 10 exons. Gene Ontology annotation, cellular component: cytosol. Lineage: Eukaryota; Viridiplantae; Streptophyta; Magnoliopsida; Malpighiales; Euphorbiaceae. Gene Ontology annotation, biological process: beta-D-galactose catabolic process via UDP-galactose, Leloir pathway.
UUGUUCAUGUUUGCAUUUCAAAUUAUUUUCUUUUGUCAGACAUGUUCUGACAAAAAUAAUGAUAUAUAUGCCCAAAAUUUGAGCUUGUUUUUCUUUUCUUCUUAUAUUUGGAUCUUGAAUGUUAUAAACUUUCCCUCCCCACUUCUUUCAUCUCUCUCUUCUCUCUCUUUCUCAUUACUAUAAUUUGAAUUUUAUGCUUUGCUACUUCUGCUGUAAAAUUUUUGAUACUUUCUAGCAUUUGAACUUUUUGCCUUUCUGCUCUUUUGUAUACCUUUUGCUUAAAUAGGGCCCAGCCAGCCUUUUCUUUUGGUUUUCAUUUUACUUUUCCAUGUUAAAACAUUUCUUUUUUAUUUUUAUUUUUAUUUUUUUACUUUUUUAUAUUUGUAAUUUUUGCUUUAUAAACUGGAUGUUUUUGUUUUCUUAUGAUUUUUGUAAAUGUGAUUCAGAAUUGGCAUUGCUAAUUGCUUGAUUUUCGUUUAUAGCAGAUUAGGGCUAUAAAAAGGCAUAUUUUUUGAAGGAAGUUGUUAGUGGGAUCGUUGAUACAGAAGCAUACUUCUGUAUCCUAUUGAAGAUAAUAGCAUUGAAGAGAUUCUCCAAAUGCUAAAUUUUGGCAGGGCCAGAAAUCAGCAAAGGACAAACAGAUCUAUGCCGCUUGGAGGCUUGGACUACGCAGACCCGAAAAGGAAGAGUAAUGUUGUGGGGAAGAUUAUUUUGGCUGCUGCCCUCACAGCCUUAUGCAUUAUUAUGCUCAAGCAAUCCCCAACAUUUAAUACCCCAAGCCCUUUCUCUCUGCAUGAAGAUGGGGUGGUUCAUGUCCUAGUGACUGGUGGAGCUGGCUACAUCGGUUCACAUGCUUCAUUGCGACUUCUGAAGGAUGGAUACCGUGUUACCAUAGUGGAUAACCUUUCACGGGGAAACCUAGGUGCUGUAAAGGUUCUACAAGAAUUAUUUCCAGAACCUGGGAGGCUUCAGUUCAUAUACGCUGACUUGGGCAAUUCAAAAUCCGUUAAUAAAAUAUUUUCAGAAAACGCAUUUGAUGCUGUGAUGCACUUUGCUGCUGUUGCAUAUGUUGGGGAAAGCACUAUGGAUCCUCUUAAGUACUAUCACAACAUUACAUCAAACACCUUGGUGGUAUUGGAGUCAAUGGCUGCACAUGAUGUUAAGACUUUAAUAUAUUCAAGCACAUGUGCAACAUACGGGGAACCUGAGAAGAUGCCUAUUACUGAAGAUACUGCACAGGUCCCAAUUAAUCCAUAUGGAAAAGCUAAGAAGAUGGCAGAGGAUAUCAUUCUUGAUUUUUCUAAAAAUUCUGACAUGGCAGUUAUGAUACUAAGAUACUUCAAUGUAAUUGGUUCAGAUCCAGAAGGCAGACUUGGUGAGGCUCCCAGACCUGAACUGCGAGAACAUGGACGUAUAUCUGGUGCUUGUUUUGAUGCAGCUCGUGGCAUUAUUUCUGGGCUGAAGGUUAAAGGAACAGACUAUAAGACACAUGAUGGUACUUGUAUUAGAGAUUAUAUUGAUGUUACUGAUCUUGUCGAUGCUCAUGUGAAAGCUCUUGAAAAGGCAAUGCCUGGUAAAGUUGGUAUCUACAAUGUUGGUACUGGAAAAGGUAGAUCUGUCAAUGAAUUUGUGGAGGCAUGUAAGAAGGCAACUGGUGUGGACAUCAAAGUCGACUAUUUACCUCGUCGACCUGGUGACUAUGCUGAAGUUUAUAGUGACCCUACUAAGAUCAGGGUCGAGCUGAACUGGACAGCGCAACACACCGAUCUCCAAGAGAGCUUACAGGUAGCAUGGAGAUGGCAAAAGGCACAUCGGAACGGGUAUGGAUCCCCUCUGGUGAUGGCUUCUUGAAACAUUUUGAGAGCAGUUCAUAGCAGAAAUUUGACCUCUUAGACCCCCAAACAGCACAUUGACAUUCAGCUGUGCUUCUAGUCUCUUGGAAGUGAGUGGGGGUUCAAAGAUUAAUUUUUUCUUUUCUUUUCCCUCUCUUUUCACUAUCUAAUAUAAUACAGUGGUAGGAGUAGCCAAUUCAUUAUAUGUAUUGAACAGAUAAUAGCUUAAUAAUAUGAUGAAUGCCCAUUUGCUGUGGCGCAGGUAUAGUUUCUUUCUUCUCA